GGAGAGGACAAACAUACCUCCGGAUGAUGCUCCUGUCACGGAUCAAUCUCACUCUGGCCUUCAUCCUCCUGAGUCCAGUCAGCAUUCUCCGCUUGUGGUGGGUGUUGGGUAGCCCUUUGGUCAUGGACCACAACAGCAUAUGCAGGAAGACCAGGCGUGUGGGGGGCAAGCACGCCGAGCUGUGCCAAUCUCAGCCGGAGAUUGUGCAGGAGGUGGUCAAGGGCGCCCGCAUGGGCAUGCGAGAGUGCCAGCAUCAGUUUCACCAGCACCGGUGGAACUGCACCAACCAAAGCAAGAGCCUGGCCAAGAUUCUACAACAAGACAUCCGCGAGGCGGCAUUCGUGUACGCCAUCACGGCGGCGGGCGUGGUCCAUGCUGUCACCCAGGCCUGCAGUAUGGGCGACCUGCUCCAGUGCGGCUGCAUCACUAGCCAUGGCCCCCCCGCUGCGGACCACCACCCGACGACGCCCCUGACCCCAGCUCUGGCCCAGGAGGGGCCCUGGGAGUGGGGAGGCUGCGGGGAUGAUGUGGAGUUCGGCUAUCAGAUAUCCAGACAGUUCACCGACUCCAGGAGGAGGAGGGGCAAGAGUGACAUCAGGACUUUGAUUGACCUGCACAACAACGAGGCAGGAAGGCUGGCGGUGAGCAGCUUCAUGCGUGUGGAGUGUAAGUGCCAUGGCCUGUCAGGCUCGUGCACACUGCGGAGCUGCUGGAGGAAGAUCCCCCUCUUCCGCCAGACGGGCGAUUGGCUGCUCGAGCGCUUCAAGACCGCCGUGCAGGUGAUGGGCAGCAACGAUGGCAAAUCCCUGAUCCCGCUCCAUCCGGGGGCCCCGCCAAUCCAGCCCCAUGACCUCAUCUACUCCGCCGAGUCACCUGACUUCUGCCUGGCCAAUCGGAGGUUGGGGUCAGAGGGCACGCAGGGGCGCGUGUGUAACGGGACGUCCACGGGUCCCGUGGCGCCCGACGGGCCGGGGGCGUGCGACUCACUGUGCUGUGGGAGGGGUCACCGGGAACACACACUGGUGUACGAGGAGAACUGCGUGUGUCGCUUCCACUGGUGCUGUGUGGUCCAGUGUCAGAGGUGCUCGGUCCGCCGAGACGUCAGCUUGUGUCUCUGAGUAGACGUGCCAACAGCAGGAACGUCUCAAACUAGCAAACUCCUGAGAACAAGGGCAAGGUUGUUCCUAUCAAAAAAUGUGGGCCUUUUUUGUGCUGUGCAUGGAGAACUGAAGCUAUUGCAUCCUGGGACAUGGGAAGAGGAGUUGCAUAGGCUACUUUAUAUGUCCCCAAGGCAUUGAUAUCAUGUAUGCUCUACCAAAGCAGAUUGCAUUGCCUUACCCUUUUGGUUGGGCAGCUGAAACAAAGCUUAUAGGUCUUACCUUGGUGAAAAAAGUGGCUUGUUUUUACAGGCAAAUAAAAUUAAACAUGGAGUACUCACAAGUCCAACCGUGGAAUCUGCUCGCUAGCCAAUCAGAUAUGGACUGAGGAAUAAAGGAAUCUCCACAUAAACCUCAAGCUCACCUCCCUGGGAAGGAAAGAAAAAAAGAUCGUUUGGAUUGUUGCCAAGUCCGUUGAAAUCGUGUCAGUAUAAACAACAUCGCAUAAGAUGCUCUCAGGACCCUGAGAGACUACUGCUACUACUGCCAAUAAGGGUUUUAAGGGUAAUGUUUAGAGGAAAGGUCUGCUGAGAUGGCAACACUGCCACCAUGCAGUGAAGCAAAAUUAAGUUCAUAAAAGGCACAGUUUCUGAGAACUGAAGAGAACACAGACACACAAACACACAUGCACAUUCACACAAAUCCACAUGCACAUUCACACACACACACACACACACACACACACACAUGGACUGAGGGAGGACCAAAAGUCUUAUGGCUUUGCAAAGCAACAUGUUAAUGAAUGUAAUGAACUGUAUUGACAUUCCUGGUGUCUCGUUUAGAGCAAGAAGCCAACUUUCUGAAUGUAAGAAUCAUUCAGGCUCUGGUGUGGAGAGGGAUUAGCUUGUGUGCCGCCUGUCUUCUCUGUAUUGGCAUCCAUGGAAAACAGCCUUGGCUUUAUCAGGGUUGAGUUGUGUUACCAAAGAUUAUGUCGGUCAGGAUGAAGGAGGUGAAUUUCUAGAUUUGGGAAUGUGCCUGUUCUUCUUGUUCCUUGUACGUUAUUAAGAUCUUUUGGUGUGGCCUAUGUGCUUAUAUGGGUGUAAAGAUGUUUUGGGUGGCUGAAAUGAUGACAAAUAUAUCAAGAUCACAUCAGCUGUUUUUCUUUCUUGCUGCAGCCACUCCCCAUCUCCCCCAAAAUAUCUUCUGAAAAAAAUAAACAAAAAUUUGGAUUACACUGCUGCGGACAAGCUGUGCCCAUGCAACUACAUUGUAGAAUGCUGCAGCCUGCUGUUCAGUUGAGUGUGGUGCAGCAAAUAGGACAGAAACAAUGCUUUCUCUCUUAAACUGUGAUGCUGUUCAUGUUUACUUAACAUCCAAGUGUUUGCAAGUUGAAAAGUGGAAUUACUGUUGCAUUACCUCUGUUUUUGUUCUGACGUCUUAUUCUUAUGAUUUAUUCAGCAUAUAUUGCAAAAAAACCACAUAUAUUACUAGGUCCACAUGCCACCAUUUUAUGUGUAACUUGAGUGGAUGAAUGGUCUUCGCAACAGAUGGUUCAUGUGUUGCAGCAGGCAACCCUUGAAUUUAGAGUAAAUGUUGUAAGAGAGGUGCAGUCACGAUUUGUACCACUAGGUGGAGAAAUACUAUUGUGAGAAGCACAAGAGACACAGGCACCUUUCCCCUACAUAUGUUUCAAUGUAUAAAAUGU
Alosa sapidissima (American shad) is the source of this 2802-nucleotide messenger RNA. Its product is annotated as protein Wnt-6-like. Gene Ontology annotation, cellular component: extracellular region. The record is from RefSeq and is a predicted model, not a curated record. Gene Ontology annotation, biological process: neuron differentiation; cell fate commitment; multicellular organism development. The transcript has 4 exons. Lineage: Eukaryota; Metazoa; Chordata; Actinopteri; Clupeiformes; Clupeidae. Gene Ontology annotation, molecular function: cytokine activity; frizzled binding. The coding region runs from base 24 to 1118 and encodes 364 amino acids.